AUGAGCCGCGCCACCAGCGACAUCCUGGCGGUGUGCCUGCUGCAGAAGCUGGGGGGCGCCAAGAAGAUGAUGCGGGUGGCCCCGCUCUUCGAGACCAGGGAGGACCUGAUCAACGCGCCCAAGGUGGUGGACGCGGCGCUCGGCUUGCCGUGGUACAAGAACCACGUGCAGGGCAAGCAGGAGGUGAUGCUGGGCUACUCUGACUCCGUGAAGGACGCCGGGAAGUUCGCCUCCACCUGGGAGCUGCACCGCGCCAUGGAGCAGGUCCUCGAGGUGGGCCGCAAGCACGGGGUGGAGAUCACCUUCUUCCACGGGCGCGGGGGGUCCAUCGGCCGGGGCUCGGGGCCCCCGCACCUCAUCCUGCUGGCGCAGCCCGCGGGGUCCUUGACCAAUGGCCACCUGCGCCUCACCAUCCAGGGGGAGACCAUCGGCCGGCACUUCCCCUCCGCAGAGGUGGCGGAAAGGACCCUGGAGCAGUACUCCACCGCGGUGCUGGAGCACACGCUGGCGCCCCCGCCGCUGCCCAAGCCCGAGUUCCGCGCGGCCAUGCAGGAGCUGGCGGAUAUUUCGGCGGAGCACUACCAGAACACCGUCUUCAAGAGUGAGAAGGACAUCUUCGUGCGCUUCUUCCACACCUUUACGCCCACCUCAGAGCUGGGGCAGAUGAACAUCGGCUCGCGCCCAGCCAAGCGCCGGUCCUGGGGCGGCAUCGACACCCUGCGGGCUAUCCCCUGGAUCUUCGCCUGGACGCAGACGCGGCUGCUGCUGCCGGUGUGGCUGGGCAACGGUCUGGCGCUCCAGAAAUACAUCGACUCUGGCAAGCUUCCGCUGCUGCAGCAGAUGUACAAGGAGUGGCCCUUCUUCCGCUCGAUGCUGGACCUCAUCGACGUGGAGCUGGGCAAGGCUUCGCCGCAGAUCACGGAGCACUACGAGAGCAAGACGUUGCAGGAGGAGGACCUGAAGCAGCUGGGCGCCGGCCUGCGGCAAGGCCUGGACCAGGCCAUCAAGAACCUCCUGCAGGUGAAGGGCGCCACUGAGCUCAUGGCCGGGGAGCCAAACCUCAAAACGGCCCUGGCGAUGCGCCGGCCCUUCCUGGACUCCGCGCACGCCAUCCAGGCGGAGGUGCUGAAGCGCCUCAGGAACGCCAAGGAGGGCGAGGUGCCUCCGGAGCUGCGCGAUGCCAUGAUCAUCAGCAUCCAGGGCAUCGCCGCGGGCAUGCAGAACACCGGCUGA
Effrenium voratum is the source of this 1233-nucleotide messenger RNA. Lineage: Eukaryota; Dinophyceae; Suessiales; Symbiodiniaceae. The record is from the annotation of a GenBank genome assembly.